AAAAGAUUUGUGUAAACAUAACGUAUAAUGUAAACAAUAUAUAAAUAAUUCACGUAGACAAUUUUGAAAUGUACGAUUCUGUUAAUUUCUUUAGAACUCUCGCAAAUCAAUGUCCAUAACUGUAUUCCGUAACUAUUACUGUAACUGCAACGUACCGUAAGAAUUAUAGCCAAUCACAGUCGAGAAUUGUCAAAAAUAUAAGAUUAUUAUUUUUAAACUAUUGGCGAUUGACUAAUGCUUUGGAGCAUUUGAUCAAUGACGAAGAAUUUUACAAAUUAACCAAUCAGAGAAUGCUUUAAAGCAUUUGUAGCGUCAUCUUGACCACACCCUAAUUGUAGGCCAUGACACACAAAAAAUUCAAGUAAUAAAACUUAGACCGUAAACGAAUGAGCCAAUCAUAGUCGAGAAUGGUUAUAUCCAGUGAAAAAUAGUACAUCAAGUUAAUGUCGAUUUGACGUCGAUUUGAUGUUGAAUUGGUGUCAAUUUUGUUAUCAUUUUUCACUGGAUAAGCCCAUAACGUAAGCAGUAGCAAAUCCAACAUGUUGAUUUCCUUAUUGCGUAUGUCUUUCUGCAUAAGUUUUUCUAUAUGCCAUGGUCUUUUAUUACUGCUUGAAAUCGAUUAUGAAACUUUUUCUCUAGGACAGAAACGUAAAAAUUUUACCAUUGAAAUUAAUGGAGAAAAUUUUCACUUUUCAUGUUUCCGCCCUAGAGAAAAAGUUUCAUAAUCAACCUCCUUGUGCCUCUUAAGCCUGAUUUAUACAGAUUGUAACUGUAAGAAAUAGCCAAUCAUAAUCGAUUUGUAGAAGAGUAAAUCGAUUGUGUUUGGCAAAUUUCUUACGCGGUUAGGACCUAUCCAGACAAACUUACAUAGUUGUGUCACCAUAUGUGCAUAAGAAAAUUGAUUGUUCCAUUUUCUUAUGCAUUUGUUAAUGGAUCAAUCAAUUUCCUUAUGUAUAUGAUUAUGCAGCUAUGCAAGUUUGUCUGGAUAUAGAUUCUUACGGCCUGAAUAAACCACAAUAAUUUACUGUUUAAGUUUCUCUUUGUACCACUAAUUUAAGAUUGUAAUAUGAAUUGUUAUACAUUUAAAUCAAACGAAAAAGAGUAAAAUCAAGAGCAACAAUUAAUCUUAUUAAAAAAAUUGAUAACGGUUGUAAAGCUUCUUUUUCUGCUGUGCUCGGCUAAUAAGAGUUGGGCGUACGUUGAUGCAAACUUAACGCCCUCUGGUUCCGGUUCAGUUUUUCUCAUGUUAAACGCGUAUCUAGAUGAUCGAUAUAUAGUGACCAUAGCUUAAAAAAAUCUAAAACUAUGUUGGUAUAUAAAUCUUUAUUAGCUAACUUAAUAUUGCACAACCUUUUUUCUUCUAAGAUUUAAUUUCUUUUUUUAUGUGUUAAACAUCGUUAAAUCGCGCCUCGAUUCACAUCAGAGGAACGAGCGGACUGUCCAACGAGUUAUCGAUCGUAUAUAUUAACGUGGUCGACGAAUGGACGAAGAAAUAGUAGUAGACGACGUUGAGGAACAUAGCACUGUGGAUACGCAGCAGACGGAUGAUCCAACGACAUCCGUUAUGCCACUGCUGUACAUCCAGCAAAAUAAAGUACGUUCCACCAAAUCGUCAAAUGUAAAUCAAACCCUCGUUUCACCUAGCACACAACUCGCUGCCAUUAUUAAUCCAGUUAAGAAUCAGAUUGUGACUGGACAAAAUAAGGUGUUUAUACAAGGGUCCAAUCAGGUAUCUACGUCUCAAAGUAAACAACACAUUGUGAUUCAUCGUUCACCAAUAAAUACAGUGAGCACUGCAGCAACUUCACAGGCUCAAAAACAUAUUUUACUUAGAAAGUCUACAUCUACGGCUCAGAUAGUGCCCUUGAAUACAACGCAAGGGAAUCAAACUAAUGCACAAGUGGGAAAACAUACAUUUGCGUAUUUGGGAACUCUCAUUAAACCUAAUAAAUCACGAGAAUCUGUUGUUAUACCUGCAGGAGCUUUAACACAGACUCAGAUAACCACCAAACCCAAAUUGGUAAUUACACCAGUGAUAUCGCAAUUAGCUCAAACAUCGACAAGUACCACGAGUGGCUCUCAGAGCCAACCUGGCAAACACAUGGCGAAUUUAAUUUUGCCAGUGAACAUUCCUCAACAAAGUGGCACCACAAAAUCUAGUAUGUUUAAUUUAAAAAUUAAUAAUGGUCAACUCAGUACGGAAAGCAAAGGUACCAUAACAGUGUUACGUGAAUCAAAAACGACAAAUUCAACAACACAUCCACCACCACUGCAUCCGAUAGCAAAAAUGAGUCUUUUAAAUGCAAACAAGGGUAAUUCCAAUUCCAUAGACAGUAUAAAAAUUACUGAAAAUCCAGAUUCAGCUGUUAUUACACCAAUUCCGAAAAAGGAAGAUAAUCAGCCAGAAAAACGAAAAAAGACAAUUAGCAACAUAUUACGAGGUUCUACUGAAAAACGGAUGAAGAAGCAAAAUAUUCCAAAAUCUCCUCAAGACAGUCUAGCUGAUACUAAUUAUGCAUUGAGCAGUCCAGAGUCUGAGCAAGAUAAAGAUAAAAAGGCUCAAAAUGAUGAUGAUAUCACAUUGAUUAAAGUUAUUCCUAGUGAGGAUAAAGUUUCCAAACUUAAUACAAAUGUGGAUGAUGAUAUAAAAAUAGAAAUAAUUAAAACUCCAACAAACAGUAACAUUGAGACAUCACCGGAUAUUAAGACUGAAGCAAAGAGUAACAAUUAUGAUGAGACAAAAGAACAAUUGAAUCAGAAUAAAAAUUUGGAUGCUUCUAAAGUUUUAGACUGGAAAGAUGGUGUUGGUACUUUACCUGGAAGUAAUUUACAGUUUCGUAUGAAUGAAUUCGGCAUUAUGGAGGUAUUAGAUGAAGAUGAAAGCAAUAAGCAGAAUAAGGAUGGUAUUGGUGAUAAAGAAAAUGUAUGUUUAACGCAAAAUUCCUCGAAGACCAGUUCAGGAACCGUUAAUACUAACAUAGAGAAAAAAGCUGAUGACAGAAAAUCUAGAUCGGUAAGUGCAGAUACUGUAUAUCAUUGCGAAGCUUGUGGAUGUUACGGAUUGGCUGCUGAAUUUGAAAGUCCAAUAUCGUGUAGUCCUUCUUGUACGGAGGUGAUAGAGGCUAGAAAACAACCUACAAAUCGAAAGGACAAAGAUCUAAAAGAAGUACGCAUGAAAAAGAAACGCAAAAGAUUGUUACAAGAACCACAGUGGUCAAAGGAAAUAGAUGAAAGGUCUGAUGAUAAGAUAAAAUUAGAGAUGGAUGAGGAAAAAGACACGAUGGCAGGUAUAGAUGACGAGAUUCAAGGAGACUCGUCAGAAUCGAAGUAUCCUUGGCAAAGAGGAAAGCUAGGUUUUUCAUGGCCAAAGUACCUUGAACAUUGUAAAGCAAAAGCAGCACCUGUUAAGUUAUUCAAAGAUCCUUUUCCCUAUAGUAAAAAUCAUUUUAGAGUUGGAAUGAAAUUGGAAGGCAUUGAUCCAGAACAUCCUUCUCGAUAUUGUGUUCUGACCAUUGCCGAAGUUGUAGGUUAUCGAAUGCGUCUGCAUUUUGAUGGUUAUCCAGAAAAUUAUGAUUUCUGGGUAAAUGCAGAUAGCAUGAAUAUAUUUCCUGCUGGUUGGGCUGAGAAAAAUGGCAAGAAAUUGAAUCCACCAAAGGGUUAUACAUCUGCAAACUUUAAUUGGAAUGCAUAUCUAAAAAUAUGUAAAGCGCCUGUUGCAGCAAAGAAUCUAUUCCCGAAUAAAGGUGCGUUGCACCCUGUCUUUCCUACGGGCUUUCGAGUGGGCAUGAAGUUGGAGGCAGUGGAUAGGAAACAUUCUUCGUUACUUUGCGUCGCUACCAUAGCAGGUUUAAUGGAUUCUCGAAUAUUAGUCCAUUUUGAUUCAUGGGACGAGGUGUAUGAUUAUUGGGCUGAUGCGAGUUCACCAUAUAUUCAUCCUGUCGGAUGGUCUCAUCACAAUGGACGUGUUUUAAUGCCACCGAAUAAUUAUAAGGAUACCAAAUCAUUCACUUGGGAUGCAUAUUUGAGAGAAACUGGCUCAUUGGCUGCUCCAGCCAGGGCAUUCAAACAACGUCCACCAUGUGCGUUCAGACGUGGUAUGAAAUUGGAAGUAGUGGACAAGCGGGUUCCACAACUGAUCAGAGUAGCAACAGUGGAAGAUGUGAAAGACCACCUAUUGAAGAUAAAAUUCGAUGGGUGGCCCGAUAAUCACGCCUAUUGGGUUGACGAUGAUUCACCUGAUAUUCAUCCUGUGGGCUGGUGUUCAAAAACUGGUCAUCCACUGGAACCACCACUUACACCCGAUAAUUUGAAUGAUCGACCGGAAUGUGGCACGUAUGGUUGUCGAGGUAUAGGACAUGUAAAAGGACCUAAAUUUGCAACGCAUAAUUCAGCAUCUGGUUGUCCGUAUUCUCCCCAAAAUUUAAAUAAAUCAGGACAAAUGCCUGAUAGACUUAAUUUGACGAAAGGACAGGACUCUCACGAAGCCUAUGAUUACGAGCAGGAUUUACAAGAAAAAAUAAAAUUAGAAAAAAGUGACAGAAUAAAAAUAGAGAAGUCUGAAAAGUCCGAUAAGCUUUUGUUCUCAGACGAGGGGAUAUUAAUGAUCGAGAAAGAGAUAAAGGAAGAAGGAGAUUCGUCAGAUAAAAACGACAAAUGUGAAAAUAGAUCAGAAAAUUCAGACAAGUCUAACAAGUUCAAGAAUCUGCAUAGCGACGGACAAACGGAUGAUGAUGAAGUUUCGAGAAAACGGAGAAAAAGGCAUCCCAAUUCGGAUGAGUCUUUGUUUUCUGUUUCCAAUGUUACAUAUGGCGAUCUACAUUGGAGUACCACUUCUUAUGCUGCAAACAUACCGGUCAAACAAUUGCGUAAAGAAUUGUAUCAAUCUGUAUAUAAUCCAGGAUAUAAUCCUUUGCCGAAUGCACCACAUAUAUGGGCGAAACAUAGUAAUGCCUUAAACAGAGUAGUAUCGAAGCAGACAACGAAUCCACGACGAUGGUCUAAUGAAGAAGUGAUUAAAUUUAUACAGAGCAUGCCUAAUUGUGCUGAAGCUGGGAAUGUUAUUAGGCAGAACAAUAUCGAUGGUGAGGCAUUUUUAAUGUUGACUCAAGAGGAUUUGGUAUCGGUACUACGUCUGCGACUCGGGCCUGCGAUUAAGUUGUAUAAUAGUAUAGUUUUACUACGUCAAAAAGCAUCGUGAAUUAAGUACGGGCGAAGCAUAUGUGGCAGCUAUUGUGACGAUAUAUCGCCUAUAAUUUAUUUAAAAUAUUAUCAAGGAAUCCCAGUACAUAUUUUGCCAAUAAAUUUCAGAACUGUCUUUCUAGACGGGUAGGUGAACAAACAGAAAAUGAAUAAGACUCACACAAGUGAACACACACAAACUCUGCUUAGUUAGACAGUUCUGAAAUAUUUAUCUAAAAUCUCUUCCAUUGAAAUCAAGAAUUGAGAAGAGGGGAAAAUGGAGGGAAAGACAAUUAUCCCUUAAGAUCCACUCACAUAAGUAUUUCAUGUCCGAUCGAUUUCUGCCAAUUUAAGUUUCUCAAAAUUUCACAGACAAUUAGAAUAUAUAUUAUUUAUUUUUUUUUUUCAAAAAGAAGUACGGACAUUUGUUUUAAAAGCUUGAAUGAAACUUCAUGUAUGUUUAUGAAUUUUUGACAUUUUUUGAACUAAUUUAAAUAGAUAAAAAAGUAAUUGGAUACAAGAUACCCAUAAUUGAACUAAUGUGGUAUCUUUUUUUUACAUUGUAUGGGUUAUUACAAAAUCAUAUAUAAGGGAUAUUACAAAAUCGAAAAUGCUUGUAAAUGUAUGACAUUUUAAUUUGAUAAUUCUAUGAAUCAAUUCCUGCAAUGCGUCGAGAAAUUUCAAACUAUGCAUUGCUUCAAGUACUUACGACCUGACGUAACAUAAUUUUUCGUAUAGAAUGAGUGUACAAAUGUAAAUAUUGUUUUAAUUAUUAGGUAUUGUAAUAAAAAUACUUACAUAAUCUUUUCACCUAAUUGUAUGCAAAGUACUUUUGAAUUCCGAAAUCAAAUAUAUUUCUUACACAAAGUUUACGUUGCCAACAAGAGCUUACAUCUGCCGUUUUAUAUUUUCUCGCGAUAAUUGUUGGAUAAAAGUAAAUCUUAUGCGCGAAUAAUUAUUAUGAAUAUAUAUCACGUAGAAGGUCAGACGUGUCAGAAUCGCGUAUCAUCAAUAUAAGCAUAGUAUGAUUUUAAUAUCAAUGAUUUAUUUUUCAAAUUUUGCAUCUCCAGAAUUAUUUGAGAUUCCUUUCUCGUCGAUCUCACAGAUCGUUGUACAAUCAUUAAAAGAAUAUACAUUUUUUUAAAAUUAA
This is a messenger RNA of Solenopsis invicta (red fire ant), 6328 nucleotides long. RefSeq names its product lethal(3)malignant brain tumor-like protein 3 (gene l(3)mbt). Gene Ontology annotation, biological process: regulation of DNA-templated transcription. The record is from RefSeq and is a predicted model, not a curated record. The transcript has 16 exons. NCBI's taxonomy places the organism in Eukaryota, Metazoa, Arthropoda, Insecta, Hymenoptera, Formicidae. Gene Ontology annotation, cellular component: nucleus. Bases 1481 to 5197 code for a protein of 1238 amino acids. Gene Ontology annotation, molecular function: zinc ion binding; sequence-specific DNA binding; protein binding.